AUGUUCAACGACUUGAAUGAAGCAGGGAAGAGAAUAGGACUGCGAAUAAACAGAAAGAAGACACAGUUCAUAAAAAACACCCACUGCGAGGACGGAGGAAUACAACAUGAAGGCUCCCAAAUCGUGGAAACUUCGUCAUACGUAUACCUCGGACUUUCUAUGACCAUGGAAAACGACUUGAGGAAAGAACUGAAUAGAAGAAUGAGAGCAGCAUGGGCAGCAUUCGCAGCCGUCUGGGAAGCUAUGGACCAACUGACGGACCAAGAUCUUCGUGCCCAUCUGUUCGACUCGACAGUCCUUCCAGCGCUCUGUUACGCAGCUGAGACGUGGGCAGACAGUGCUGCCUCUGAAAUGGACAUUCCAGGCGGUAAAAAACAACAUUUUCGACACCUUCUUUACUUCGCCUUUCGCCGAGGUCAAAAAGCCACCGAAGCUGCUCGGGAUAUUUGCGCCGUGUAUGGAGAGGAUACUAUAACUGCGAGGACUGCUCGAAAUUGGUUUGCCAAAUUCAAAAAUGGCAAUUUCGACCUGGACGACUCUCUCCGCUCUGGUCGACCUUCUGACUUCGACGAGGAUAGUCUCAAAGCGCUUUUGAAGGAAGACGGCCGUCGAUCAAGUCGGGAAUUGGCCGAGAAGAUGUACUGCGACCAAAAGACAAUUUUGAACCAUCUUCACUCAAACAAAGAAAAUCGCCUUCAAAUCGCAGCCCAACAUCUCGCCCGACACCGGGCAACAAGGAAGCAAAGGAAGGAAUGGGUGGCUCCAGGAGGCACGCCAAAACCAAGAGCGAAGCAAGACCUUCAUCCCAAGAAGACUAUGAUCUGCGUUUGGUGGGAUUGGGAGGGUCUGGUGCAUUGGGAAAUGCUGGAGAAGAACAAGACGGUCGAGAAAAAUCUCUAUAUAGCCCAGCUUCAUCGAGUAAAAGAGGCUAUUCAACUGAAAAGACCUCAUCGACGAGGCCAAGUCAUCCUGCUUCACGACAACGCACGGCCUCAUACAGCAAACAUCGUCAAAGCCGCCCUCCAAGAGCUCGAUUGGGAAGUCCUUCAGCACCCACCGUACUCUCCGGACCUUGCCCCAACAGAUUAUCACCUUUUCCGCUCGCUGUCGAACCAAAUGCGAGGUGUUACCUUCGACAACAACGAGGACCUCGAAAAUUGGCUCAACAACUUCUUCGAGUCCAGGCCCGGCGGUUUUUGGCAAAACGGUAUUAACAAGUUGGUCGAGAGGUGGGAGCAGGUCGUAAACAAUGACGGAGAAUACAUAAUUGAUUAA
Molecule: messenger RNA, 1275 nt
Organism: Necator americanus (New World hookworm)
Lineage: Eukaryota; Metazoa; Nematoda; Chromadorea; Rhabditida; Ancylostomatidae
Exons: 3
Coding region: 1-1275 (424 amino acids)
Biological process (GO): double-strand break repair via nonhomologous end joining; DNA integration; DNA double-strand break processing
Cellular component (GO): condensed chromosome; site of double-strand break; nucleus
Molecular function (GO): histone H3K4 methyltransferase activity; DNA topoisomerase binding; histone H3K36 methyltransferase activity
Source: RefSeq, a predicted model, not a curated record